UUUGAUUAUAUUAAUGUUAUUUUCCGAGGAGAAUUAUUUGAGUAGAUUUAUGAAGUACGCUAUCGAUAUAAUUUAGAAGACUAGAUGCAGCUGGUAGAAAGUUAUAGUAACUUUUAAAGUAGCUAUGUGUUUUUGCACAUUUUCAUAAGUUUUGCAAGCAGCUAUAGACUUUUUAAAUUGUACAGACUUAUUUGUUUAGUGACUGCAUUAUAUGCUAUCUGAAUUUUUGCCAAACCAUCAUCAUGUGUUCCAAGAACCUUUACACUGUUUUGUACUAUCGAAGUUAUUUCUGUUAUCUUAUCUUUUCUUGAAGCACAGAAACUUGAAUGAGUGUUGCACUUGGGCGCCAUUUAUACGGUGCUAAAAUGUUUCACUUUUAAUAAUGUGAAGGAAUCAAUUCUAUUAACAUCAAAUGCAUGAUAAGAUCACAAAAUAUAAAAAGAUGUUCUAAUUGUUGAGAAAUGAACGUUCUUAAUGAUUUCCCGGAACCAAAAACAUUUCAUAGUAUAUCUUCUAAAAAAUCAGAUUUUAUUGUAUUUCACUGUUUAUCAAUCUAAACUAGUUUUUCAUUUCUCUUCGGAGCUGUAGAUACGUUUUAAAUUAUACUCUAUUUCAAUUCAGAUAUAAGAAUCAUAUCCUGUACUGAGAUCUAUAUUAGUUGAAUAUUUCCAAAAGAGUUCAAGUGGAAGACAACUAACCGAUUUUAUCAAGCAGCAUUUAAAAGAAGUAAUAUUUUAACCAGUAGAACUACAGAACAUUCCAACACAUUCAAGCGUGUUCUACACCGAAAUUCCAUACAGAGAGUGUUUGGCAAGCAUCGUCUACUUAGCGUUCAACCCUGUGCUGCCAUGCUGACAGGACGGUCACGAAUUUCCGGUUUCCCAAAGUCGGUCUUAUACUUUUGCAUUCUAUCUCUCUAUGUGACCCAUCUCUCAUGCAGCACCACAUUUACCUCACAGACGAAUAUUCACAUAGGAGCAUUCCUCCCCCUCUCUCGAAACAUUUCCCAGGGUUCCAUCGGAAGAGGUGUAGUUCCCGCCAUUAAAUUGGCAGCAAGGCACAUCAACAGCAGCCCGCUCAUUUUAAAAGACUAUAGACUGGUCGUCCAGUUCUACGACACUAUGUGCGAUGCAGCUGUAGGAAUGAAAGCAUUUUUCGAUAUGCUUCACCAAAAGCCUCACAAAUUAAUCCUUUUUGGUGCAGCAUGUACAGGAGUUACGGAUCCUAUUGCCAAGUCCUCACAGUUCUUCCAGUUAGCUCAGAUAACCUACGCCGAUACCCAUCCGAUGUACACUAAAGAAAAUUAUCCCAAUUUCUUUCGUGCUGUGCCUAGCGAAACUGCUUUCAACCCCGCAAGAGUGGCUCUCCUAAAGUAUUAUAAUUGGACCAGGGUUGGGACACUCUAUCAGAACUCACCUCGUUACGACUUGCCACAUAGUAAGCUACUGACAGAUUUGGAUAGCGCUCAAAUAAUGAUAGCAGAAACGCAAGGCCUUGUAGAAGAACUACAGUAUGAACUUAUAAAAUUGAAAAAUAAAGAUGUUAGAAUAAUAUUAGGAAACUUCGAUGAAGAAUGGGCAAGGAGAAUUUUUUGCGAGGCCUAUAGGCUGAAAAUGUACGGCCGAAAGUACCAAUGGAUAAUUGUAGGGAUGUACCAGGAGCGGUGGUGGGAGGUGAGAGAUCAGAACAGUUCUUGCACCCCGUGGGAGCUUACGCAGGCGAUGGAAGGCCACAUCGCGACAGAUGUUCUGCCUCUCAGCAGUUCGGAGAACAUCACAGUCUCAGGACUGACACCUGCUGAGUAUGCAGGGCAGUACGACAAGAGAAGAGAAAGCGAAUACAGUCGUUUCCACGGGUACGCGUACGACGGCAUCUGGGCAAUUGCGCUCGCCAUACAAAGCGUAGCACAAAAACUGAAGACCAAAGGAAAGAACCUGAAGGAAUUCCAAUACAGAGACCCGUUUUGGGGUCAAUUAUUUAGGGAUGCCUUUAACGAAACAUCUUUCACCGGAGUAACGGGUCCGGUGCAUUUUAUCAAGAAUGAAAGACGCAGCCAAAUUCUUUUGAAGCAAUUUCAAAAUGGUUCUGAAGUCAAAGUAGGGGAAUACGAUCCGAUCUUUGAUGAAAUAGACUUCAGUAAAGGAGUUCCCAUCAUAUGGAGUGCUGGCGGUGGACCUCCUGCAGAUCGAACUCACAAGAAAAUAACAAAGAAAAGAAUAAGCAUUACAGUUUAUUCCAUUUUGGUUACGUUCGCCAUUUUUGGAAUCAUCAUAGCCACAGUAUUUUUAAUAGUUAAUAUUAAAUAUAGAAAUCAAAGGUACAUUAAAAUGUCAAGUCCUUAUUUAAAUAACAUCAUAGUAGUUGGGUGUAUGCUGACGUACACUAGUGUCAUACUUCUUGGAAUGGACAGUGGUCUGAGCAGUGAAACCAACUUCCCAUAUGUUUGUACAGCAAGAGCGUGGGUUUUAAUGUCUGGGUUUACAUUGGCAUUCGGCUCCAUGUUUAGCAAAACAUGGAGAGUACAUGCCAUUUUCACAAACAUUAAACUCAACAAAAAAAUAAUCAAAGAUUACAAGCUGUUUAUGGUAGUUGGUGUACUGGUCAUGAUCGACGUCAUCAUACUCACAACGUGGCAAAUUAUAGAUCCAUUUUACAGAAAAACAACAACAGGUGCUCCACUGCCAUCACCUGAAAAUGAAGAUAUAGAAAUCAUUCCAGAAUUAGAAUUCUGCCAAAGUAACAACAUGACAAUAUUUUUAGGUUCUAUUUAUGCAUACAAAGGUCUUUUAAUGGCAUUUGGUUGCUUUCUCGCCUGGGAGACUAGGCAUGUCAGCAUCCCGGCCCUCAACGACUCCAAGUACAUCGGCAUGAGCGUGUAUAACGUCGUCAUCAUGUGCGUGAUUGGGGCCGCCUUGUCCUUUGUGCUGCGAGAGCAGCAGGACGCGGCCUUCAUCAUCAUCUCCAUCUUCAUCAUGUUCUGCUCCACGACGACCCUGUGCUUGGUGUUCGUUCCCAAGGUGAGACUGUUAUUGGAGUUGUGGUCUGACGAUCCGAGGGCCUCAGAAAAAAGAGUCAGAGCUACCCUGAAGCCACUCAAGAAAUCCCGACGGAGUUCAGAUGAAGAAGAUAUGCAAUACAGCAUGCAAGUUUUAGUCGAUGAAAACAGAAGGUUCAGACAACGAUAUGAAGAUGUUAGUAUAGAGCUUCAGAAACUAAACCUUCGGUUACGAGAGGCUGAAGAACCUAUGAUCCUGGUAACGCAUGGAUACGAUAUGACUUCUCCAAUUGUAGAGUUGCCCUCUCUUGAAGUGAGUGAGGAAGAAUCGGCAGAAGAUACUUUUACCAGAAGGCCAUCCAUGCCUGUUCGAUCACAAGCUAUCAGCUUACCAAAGCGAAGAAUGUCCGAGAUUUCUGUACGGAUCUCCACCAUGUCUGAGAGAGAGAGCAGCUACGUGCGAACCGACGAAUCUUCAGUUCAGAUGAGUUCUCCCCCUCCCACAGAUGAAGGUACCUCAUUUCAGUUCCCCUCAGUGCCUCGAGUAGAGGAGCCCAAACCUUCCCCAUCCACUUCCAGCGUGCGCUACAGACAAUUACAGCCGCUCUCCCUCAUGGACGAAACAGGUCAAGCGGUCAAGUUCGUCGAUUCAGACUCUAGUGAAGGCUCUGGAAAGAGUCCAAGUGCUCGGACCCAACCCGAGUACCAAGAAUCGGAUGAUACGUCAUAUGCAAAAGCCAUUCAGAAUACUCAGAGGAAACGCAGUUUGAUGAAUGGUCUGUCCUCCAGUGCAGAAGAGGACACAGACAAGUUCGAAAUGGGAACAUAUUCUGAAGCCGAUAGUGAUAACAAUGCUAUACGGCCAGGUUCUAUUAGGGCGGAUGUCAGAAGAAGAGCUAAGAGUCUAGGUGCGCUGAGAGAUGCCGGCAGACGGACGAGUUAUGGAACUGCUGGGCCUCAAGGUGUUGGACAGGUGUCAGUGAUACACAAUCGAAGGACCGACCCGGGGUUAUUGCCCCUGUUUCCGUACAUCAGCCACAUCAUGAACAAUAGGAAAUCGCCCAACGAUGACGAAUCUACUCCUUUGUACAGCUCUUAUCCUUCAGUCAAGUGUGAUAUUGUGGAAUAUUUAUGAAAAGCUUUUCUUGUGUAUUUAAUAUUCUCCGGUUUAAUGACUCUAGCACCUUGUUCCACACUCAGAACCAGGACCCGGAAUACAUAUUCUUGCCGAAUUUCAAGAAUUAUGAACAGAAGGACAUUAUUGAAGUUCAAUCAAAGUAAAGAAAUCGGGAUGGAAAUAGAAAAAUUGAAGAAUCAGAACACGGGAUGGAGAAGUUCAAUCAGAGUACAGUAAACGUCUUUUCGGAAGUUCUAAAUAAGGCACAAAGGUAAAUUUCCAAGCAUAUUUUAUUUCCCAAUGAGUUUUGGGAUGAUUAUUUUUCGAAUUGCAAAGAAAGUACAAUCGUUAAUCUUGGACUUGACAGCCUGGUUCAGAGCUAAUUGGUGGAGUGGACUUGGUGCAUAGAGGCCGAAGUGGAAAGUAUCUACUCAUAAAUUCAUUAACUUAAAAGAUUGGGCGUCAAUAUUCCGUGCAUGAACUCAUUGUGGACUUUCUGGAUGUCUUAUGGUAAUUUGAGUAUGUGUUUCUGUCUGCACCUUUGGAAUUAUUUUCAGAAAGAAUCAAAAUUUAAACAACACCUUUAAAAUUGCAACUAAUAACUGGUGAAAAAUUUAAAAACUGAUGCUGGUUUUGAAAUAAGAAAUAGCUGGGAUUUGAAAUUCCUUCAAAUCAAGGGUAUUUUGUUACUUUUGGUUGAAAAAAUAACAUUUACAGCAACAACACGAAAAUGCAUUGGUUCAAGAAAACAAUACCUUCAAAUGCUGUGGAUAUGCCAGCAGUAUGUUGUGGAUGCCAACAGUAAAAUAACUAUCAGAAGGAAUAUUUGCCUUGAUCAGUUCAUGAAUGAUAACUUAUUUCCCUACUGCAAUCCAACUGCCAAAUUUUUCCAUUUUAUGAAUACUGUAUUUUAAUUUCUUUUGGAUAGAGAAAGGAAAUAUGUAGCCUUUGAUAAGGGACUUUAAUGUGUAAUUAUUUUACAGAACAAUAUAAUUCUUCAUAAAAUACAAAGUUGAUUCAUGAUAAAGUAAAAUAUGAUUUAUUAUAUAUUUCUGAAAAAGUAUUAUAUGGUUGAUAGGGUAAUUAAAAAUAUUUAACCAAUGAAGUAACCCAAGCAUUUAGCUCAUAAUAAAAGAAAAGGAAGGAAUAUUAGUUAAUUCACAUAUUUUCAACAUCUCUUUUUAUUCUUUAAAAUUCCUGUAGAGAUUCCUGAAUUCUAAAGUAAAGUAUAACAGAUAUUACUCAUCAUUUUAUAAAGGUAGACAGUAGAAUAAUUUUUAAAGAGAUGUAACAAAAAUCGAGACCACCGAAAUAAAUAAUAAAAGUAAUUUAUUUUUAUCCUUUUGCAAGAGUUUGUAUCAGAUAUUAUCCCAAGUUUCUGCAAUUUAACUUAAUUUUUUCUCUAAAAAUAUUUUAGAGUUAUUCUUGUCGUGAAAACCAAUCAUCAUUAAAAUAUAUCUUACUUCGCAAAAAUUCUUAUAAUUGAGCAUUCAAAGUUGAAAUUUAUGCAUGCAAAAUGCAACUGCUUCCCAUUCAUAGCUAUAUAAAUUAUUGUUCAAUUUCUGCCAUUUUUUAUUUUCUUACUUAAAAUUCAGUAAUAAAACAUUAAAGGCUGCAAUAUUAAUUAAGAUGCAACUCUUGUGAUUCUACAUCAGAGCACAGAAAGAUAUGCUAAUAUAUUAUAUCAUAUUUUAAGUCUCUUGCUAUUUCUGUCUAUUUUAAUUCAUGAUGGAAAUUAUAAUAAUGUAAUGCUUCUUUAAUCAA
Argiope bruennichi is the source of this 5876-nucleotide messenger RNA. Its product is annotated as gamma-aminobutyric acid type B receptor subunit 2-like. The record is from RefSeq and is a predicted model, not a curated record. Gene Ontology annotation, molecular function: G protein-coupled GABA receptor activity. Lineage: Eukaryota; Metazoa; Arthropoda; Arachnida; Araneae; Araneidae. Gene Ontology annotation, biological process: G protein-coupled receptor signaling pathway; gamma-aminobutyric acid signaling pathway. The transcript has 20 exons. Gene Ontology annotation, cellular component: membrane; G protein-coupled receptor heterodimeric complex. Bases 849 to 4130 code for a protein of 1093 amino acids.